Messenger RNA from Penaeus vannamei (Pacific white shrimp), 408 nucleotides. Lineage: Eukaryota; Metazoa; Arthropoda; Malacostraca; Decapoda; Penaeidae. The record is from RefSeq and is a predicted model, not a curated record.
CGUCAGUCGUCUCGCAGCGCACCCAUCACUAACAUGACUCGAGUUCUCUUCACCGUCGUGGUCCUGUCCCUCGUGGUCGCCUUGGCCGCCGCCGGUGGAUUUGGCGGUGGACACGGAGGCGGAUUUGGCGGUGGACACGGGAGGCGGAUUUGGCGGGUGGAUUCGGAGGAUCUGGAGGCUAUGGAGGCAGAGGAUUUGGAGGUGGACAUGGAGGCUUCGGAGGAGGAUUCGGAGGCGGUCACGGAGGAUUCGGAGGCGGUCACGGAGGAUUCGGAGGCGGUCACGGAGGAUUCGGAGGUGGAUUUGGAGGACGAUAUGGAAAGUAAGCGCUUCGACGAUCUUUCACCUCCAGGAGGAAUGUAUAUUGAAAAGUGUAUUCCUAUUUUUUAUAUUAAAGUGUAAAUUCAA